GUCUUGUCUGCAAUUUUAAAAGGCGAAGAUGCAAGUAUCUGUAGCAUGCUCUCCACAUCUGUAUGGAGCAGCCAAAGGAAGAGUGCAAUCACACACCAACCUUGUUCCAACAACCAUUUCCCUCAAACCUCACCCUCCUUUGACUUCAACCGAAUCAUCUUCUAACCUCACACUACGAUGCAAGGCUCAGCCUCAACAGCUGCUGAACCUCUGUACAUCAAGAAUCAGCAGCUUCAGGACUGGUCCAGUUCAGUGUGGCAAUUCGUCGAACGGGUAUAGAGGGAAUGAAGGUAGAGGCCUUCGGGAAUGGAUUGAGCUGGUUGGUGAAGCUCUAUCAGCGGCAUUUCCAUUGUGGGUGACAAUUGGGUGCGUUUUGGGGUUGUUUCGACCCAGUUGCUUCAAUUGGGUCACUCCAAAAUUGAACAUUUUUGGCCUCACCGUUAUCAUGCUUGGUAUGGGUAUGACCCUCACUCUUGAUGAUCUUCGUGGGGCUCUUUCCAUGCCUAGGGAAGUCCUCUUGGGUUUUGUCCUUCAGUAUUCGGUGAUGCCAUUAUCUGGGUUUCUCGUAAGCAAACUCUUGAAUCUUCCAUCACAUUAUGCAGCUGGUUUAAUACUAGUUGGGUGCUGUCCAGGCGGCACUGCUAGUAAUAUUAUUACAUAUCUUGCCCGAGGAAAUGUGGCGCUUUCUGUGAUUAUGACAGCUGCAAGCACCAUAUGUGCCGUGGUCAUGACUCCUUUUCUGACCACCAAACUUGCUGGUAAAUUUGUAACUGUGGAUGCAUCUGGCUUAUUGAUUUCAACAUUGCAAGUUGUACUUUUUCCUGUGUUGGCUGGUGCAUUUCUAAAUCAGUAUUUCCAACCUCUUGUUAAACUUGUCAAUCCAUUAAUGCCGCCCAUGGCUGUAGCAGCUGUGGCAAUUUUAUGUGGAAAUGCUAUUGCUCAAAGCUCUUCGGCCAUCCUUAUAUCUGGUGGACAAGUGAUUUUAGCGUCCUCUCUUCUUCAUGCUUCAGGUUUUUUCUUUGGUUAUGUACUUACAAGAAUGUUGGGGCUAGACGUAUCAUCAUCACGAACCAUAUCCAUUGAGGUUGGCAUGCAGAACUCAGCUCUUGGGGUUGUUCUUGCUACCAAACACUUUGGAGAUCCCCUAACUGCAGUACCUUGUGCUGUUUCAAGUGUGAUUCAGGCAAUCUUUGGGAGCAUGCUUGCAGGAAUUUGGAGACAAUCUAUUCCUGCUGAGAUGAAACACUGAAAAUAUGUAACUGGCAUUGUAUCAUUGUUGACUUGUAAUAGUUUCUGGUCUCGUAAUAAAAAUUCAUCCUUUCAA
Messenger RNA from Vigna angularis (adzuki bean), 1324 nucleotides. Its product is annotated as probable sodium/metabolite cotransporter BASS1, chloroplastic. The record is from RefSeq and is a predicted model, not a curated record. The coding region runs from base 29 to 1249 and encodes 406 amino acids. Lineage: Eukaryota; Viridiplantae; Streptophyta; Magnoliopsida; Fabales; Fabaceae. Gene Ontology annotation, cellular component: membrane. The transcript is spliced from 7 exons.